Messenger RNA from Bursaphelenchus okinawaensis, 2325 nucleotides. The record is from the annotation of a GenBank genome assembly. Lineage: Eukaryota; Metazoa; Nematoda; Chromadorea; Rhabditida; Aphelenchoididae.
AUGCGUUUUAUCAAUUAUAACGGCAGGUAAGUUGUAAAAUGCGAAAAAAAUGCUUUAUUUAAAAAUUGCAUUGUAACUAUUAUACAUCUUGUUGCAAAGAUAUGCUAACUGUUUUUUAUUACGUAGUUUUAGCUGAACCAGAUGUGGUACCGUUUUUAAAUUUGUACAAUAGGUCUAUAUUUGAAUGUCCGUUAUAUAAUGAUCUUGACGUCGUAAGACGAUCAGCAGAAGACAUGUUACAGUUUGAAAGUUCAAAUCAAGGUUUUUAUAAUUGUCAUAUUGACUUUCUAAAUGGCACAGUAGAUGCAGUUGUAUGUUGUUUAUUUAUUAUGGUUUAUUAUUAUUAUUUAUGGCUAACGACUGGUCGAACAACCUUGCUCUUUAUUACCAAGGGCUGCUCAAAUGAUUUUUUUUUUUAGCAUUGGUUUGAUGAAGAAAAACGUGUAGCUUCACCAGAAUACACUGUAAAAUGUACAGAUGCAAAUGAAAAAGUAGUUUUUAAUGAUGUUUACAGUAACCUCAACAGAAAUAAGGUACAAGAAAAUGAAGUAUUGUCAUCUGAAGAAAAGCCAAGCAUUGUGAUUCUGUUGAUUGACGGUGUGACGAGUAACGGAUUCCAACGUGAGAUGCCAUUGACAAAAUUGUUUUUGGACAAGAAGAACACGGCUUUCAUGAAGGGAUUCAAUAGGGUAACAUUGGUUUUAAAGUUGUAGUGUUAAGAUAUCUUAAAACAGUAUUGUAAUUGAUCCUACAUUAAAAUUCAGCGUCUUAUGGUUUUCUGUAAAGUAUAUACUUUGGUGUAGUAAAAAAAUAGAGACACGUACAAUAUUACUGUUUAGAUUAGUAAAGACUCAUACCAGAACAUACUUGCUACACUGACUGGUAAAGUCUUGGAACCUGAACAUAAUGGUUUAAAUGCUUCUAUGCCAACAUUGAUGCAGCUUUCCAGAAGUCAACUUUAUGGUGAUAUUGGGUGGUUAUUUGAUGUAGCUAAUGAUAAAGGAUAUGUUACCCAUUUCAACGAUGACAGCGACUUUUUGAAAGAGUUGGAAGGUCUAAACAAGAAGAUUCAGCUUUCGGUGGAUGUAAAUUUACGGUAAAAUACUUUAGUUGCUUGGGCUUUAAUUUGUAAAUUACGAUUUUAGUACCUUGAAUACAGUUUUAAAGAUUUUUUUAAAAGUAAUGCAAUCUCUUUUACUUUAACUUUUAUUUGGGUUUUAGAAGGUUUCAUCAGAUUCUGAAAAAGAUUUCUUUGUUUCCUAUAUGUCAUAAUGGUAAAAUGACAUCGAUGAGGACAAUCGAUGAGAUGGAACGGUAAGUUUUUUAAUGUUUUCAAAUUUAUUGCUUUAAUAUUGACACACUUUUAGCUUUAUACGACAUUACAAUACGUCAUCAAUAUUGUCCGUUAAUAUAGUCUCAGCUGCUACACAAUUUUACGGUGUAAUUCCGGAAAUCGAUGAAUAUCUUUACAAUACACUUGUCACUCUUCAAUCAUCUGGAGCUCUCGACAAAACAAUUCUGAUUCUCAGUAGUACUCAAGAAGCUAGCUUUGGUCCUAUUCCACAUACCGUAACUGGCAAUCUGGAGAAUAAGUUUCCGCUCUUGGCCAUGAGUGUACCAAAGUCAUAUAAGCAUUCGCAUCUUGACAAGUAUAUCAACUUGAAGAUGAAUGAGAACAGACUCACUACGUACUUUGACAUAUACGAAACAGUAAAAGAUCUACUGGGGUAUGAGAGGUCUACGGUAGGAAUGUCACUGUUGAGAGAAGUGUCAACUAUCAGGGAAUGUCGACAUAUAUUUAGUACUGAUGAAUACUGUGGGUGUAUGAGAGAGGUGGCUGUUGACCAAGUCUUGAGCUUGAAUGAUAGGGUAUGGUAAAGUUAUUUUUUAUACUAUCAGUUACAGUAUAUUCAUAUUGUUUUAAGAUACUGAACUGGCAUUUUCUUAUAGGACAUAAUCAUAAACACUAACGAGCAUCGUAUCUUGAACCAAUUGUAUCGUUUACCGUGUGUAGACUCGGUUGACUAUGCUCGGCCUGACAGGUUAUAUGUGUACUCUUACAAUAUGACCGACAGGAUAAACAACUUUCAUACUACAGUACUACCGACCAGGUUAGACAGUGUUGAGGUACGACUCGACAUGCCAAUCACAAUAUUCUGGAAGAAUGUAAAGUCAGAACAGUCUACCGACUUUUCCAUACGAUCUCAAAUCAAUUACAAUGUAGAUACGAACGAGGCCAGAAUGGUGGCCAAGUCAAUGAUAUUCGAGGCCAAAAACGGGUGUAAACAAAUAUUACUGCAAGAUGUGUGUAGUUGUCUAAUGUAA